AUGCGGUUCGCAUCGAUAUCCUCCGCACGCACCGCCGCGUCGUCGUACGCCUGGCUCGUCGUCGCCGCUCUGCUGCUCUUCGUACUCGCUCCCACUGCUCGCUCCGCCGCUGCCGCCGCCGCUUCCUCCUCGGACAAGGCCACACACGACGGCCUGCGCAAACUCACUGCAGCCAACUUUACGCUCACCAACCAGGGCGCCUGGCUCAUCGAGUUCUUCUCUCCCACCUGCAUCCACUGCAAAAAGUUCGGCGCCACCUGGAACGAGCUCUCCCACAACAAGGACUCGCUCCGCACCCAGUACCCGCACGCUCCCUUCACCCUCGCUCAGGUAGACUGCGUCGCUCAGUGGGACCUCUGCAAGGAGCAGGGCGUCACCUUCCUCCCGCGCCUCACCAUCUACCAGGACGGCAAACAGCUCUCCGAAGAGUACAAGGGCGACCGCAACUACCCCGAAAUCUCGGCCUACAUCGACAAGUUCGCCGCCGACUACCGCAAGUCCAAGGGCGUCGCCGACGUAGCCCCCGUCGCUCAGCCAGAUGCACCCAACAAAGCAGCCGAUGCAGCCAACGCUACGGCAGCCAACGCUCCAGCAGCUACCGACAAGCUCGACUCUGCUGCUUCCACCAAUGCACCGGCUCCCGUCAACUCGGCGACAUCCUCCUCGUCUUCCACUUCGUCGGCCAUGGAGGCCAUCAAGGAGGUGCUGCCCACCGGUCCCAACCCCAAGGGCGAGCUGCUCAGCUUCGGCUCGGCUCCCAUCCAGACCAAAGAGGAGCUGCAAGCCUGGCUCGGCAAGGCGUCCGGUCAAGGUCCCACGUUUGUCAAGUUCUUUGCACCGUGGUGUCCGCACUGCAAGGCCAUGGCGGCCGCCUUCCAACAGCUCAGCAGCUCGCUCAAGGGCCGCGUCAACGCCGUCCAGGUCGACUGCGAGGCCAACCGCGCGCUGUGCGCCAGCUACGACAUCCGCGGCUACCCCGUGCUUCGCCUCUACGACCAGGGCCACGCCAAGGAGUACAACGGCGGCAGGAACCACGACGCCAUGCUCAAGUGGGUGCUCAAGGCCAUCUCCACUUCGGGCCUCAAGCCCGUCGCAUCCGCAUCGGACCUCGGCGCCAUCGCAAAGGACAACGACGUGCUCUUCCUCUACCUCCACUCGCCGGGAACCCCCACGGAAGAGGUGCGUGCCGUCGAGGCCGCCAGCCAGAUCCUCUUUGGUGGUCGUGCACCCAUCUUUGUCUCGGACGAGCCGGCGCUGCUUGACCGCUAUGCCAGCUCGCUUGCGCAGGACAAGGCCGUCUCCGUCCCGGCCAAAUCCGCGCUGCUUGUCUUCAAGGACCAUUCGAUCGCAGAACCGGUCGCGGUCAUGCAUCCGUCCAGCCUUCGAAGCACCUCUUCCGCCGACGCCGAAUAUAGCGACGAUGCCAAAGCGCAAAUCUCGCGCUUCCUUUCGAAGCAGAAGUACGCGCUGGUCACCGAGCUCACAGCCGCCAACUUUGAGGAGACGGUGCGCAACGCUGAAGACGCACUGGUUGUGCUCGCGGCGCUUUCCGACUCGAUCCACGGCGACGAGGUGGCCAGCACGGCUUCGGACGGCAUCGCGCGCAAGGACGCCGAGAUCGCCGCGCUGCGUUCGGUCGCACUCGAGUGGAGGUUGAAGAAGGAGGCGUCGUCGCCGCGCCAGGUGGUCUUUGCAUGGAUCGAUGCGGAUCGUUGGAAGUCGCCGCUGCGCAAGCUGUACGGCAUCCAAGCCGCCCACUCGCCCUCGGCCGUGCUUGUCGACGGCAACAAGUCGCUGUACUACGAGCUGGCCCACUACGCCGACGCCAAGCCAGCUACAUUCGAGCAUCAGUGGAUCACCCCCAACAGCAUUUUCGCCGAUAUCGACCGCGUUCUUAGCGGCGACGCUCCGGCCAAGUCGUCGCGCACACUCCUGCAGAAGUCCGUCAAGGGCGCAGAGGUGUACAUGAACACCUUGAUCGACACAAGUGUCGACCACCCCGUCGCCGCGUUCGGUUUCCUGUUCGCCGUGCUUGCCGCGCUCUUCUUCUACCUCGGGCGUGCGAGAAAGAGCACGCCGUCGUCUCUGCCCAUGUACUCCAAGGUAUCCACGGUCAAGGCCGACUAG
Molecule: messenger RNA, 2127 nt
Organism: Moesziomyces antarcticus
Lineage: Eukaryota; Fungi; Basidiomycota; Ustilaginomycetes; Ustilaginales; Ustilaginaceae
Product: thioredoxin-like protein
Exons: 1
Coding region: 1-2127 (708 amino acids)
Biological process (GO): protein folding
Cellular component (GO): endoplasmic reticulum
Molecular function (GO): protein disulfide isomerase activity
Source: RefSeq, a predicted model, not a curated record